Messenger RNA from Macrosteles quadrilineatus (aster leafhopper), 1703 nucleotides. RefSeq names its product alpha-1,3-mannosyl-glycoprotein 2-beta-N-acetylglucosaminyltransferase-like. The transcript has a single exon. Lineage: Eukaryota; Metazoa; Arthropoda; Insecta; Hemiptera; Cicadellidae. The coding region runs from base 76 to 1497 and encodes 473 amino acids. The record is from RefSeq and is a predicted model, not a curated record. Gene Ontology annotation, biological process: protein N-linked glycosylation. Gene Ontology annotation, molecular function: alpha-1,3-mannosylglycoprotein 2-beta-N-acetylglucosaminyltransferase activity. Gene Ontology annotation, cellular component: Golgi apparatus.
CAGAGUUAUUGAAUUUUUCAAUAGUUUGAUUGGAUUUCAGACACUCAAAUAUUUGUAUCCUAAUGUUUAUUUUUAAUGUAUACUUCCAACAUGUGUGUCUUCACAGUGCUGUGUGAUUUUUCACUACAUGAAUGUAAUGGUGUGUUAUUCACUAUGCGAAAGAAUCUAUUUGCCUACUUGUUUAUUCUGUCCAUUGUCUCGUACACUACAGUUUACUACAUAUGCAGUCAUCGGUCUCAACAGCAAUUCAUUAUAAACUCAUACAAUGAGGAAAAAUUAACUGAAUUGGAGCAAAAAAUUGAAUUUGAGCGGAAAGCUAUCCAUGCACUUUUAGUAAGACUUAAUACAUCCAUGCAGAUGAAAAAAAAUGAUAAAAGGUUGUUUAACAAGAUAGGGAAUGAGUCAGAAGUGAUUUUGGAAGCAGAUCAGCUGUAUGAGAGAAGGAGGGAAGAGCUAUUAAGACAUCCUCCAGAAGCAAUCGCAGUUUUAGUGAUGGCUUGUGACCGUGUAACCGUAACUCGUUGUUUGGACCAGUUGCUCAAAUACCAACCAGAUUCCACUUACUUCCCAAUCAUUGUAAGUCAGGACUGUGACCACAAACCAACAGCAAAAGCUAUAAGAUCUUAUGGUGAUCGUCUCUACCACAUACAACAACCUGACCAAAGUGACAUACAAGUAUCAUCAGAGGAAAUAAUGUUUCAAGGGUAUUUCAAAAUAGCUCGGCACUACGGCUGGGCUCUAAAUCAAAUGUUCAACAUCUUCAAUUUUAACACCACAAUUAUCAUUGAAGAUGACUUAGACGUCUCUCCUGACAUAUUCGAGUAUUUUCUAGGAACUCUUCCUCUACUUCACGCAGAUCCUACGCUGUGGUGUGUUUCUGCGUGGAACGACAACGGAAAACUCGCCUUGGUGAAUACAGCAGAGAAAGAUGUUAUUUACAGAACAGACUUCUUUCCUGGGCUGGGUUGGAUGUUAAACAAACAAGUUUGGGCUGAGAUUUCAGUCAAGUGGCCUACCAGCUUCUGGGAUGAUUGGCUGCGACAACCACAGCAGCGGAAAAACCGAGCUUGUCUUCGGCCUGAGCUUUCACGAACACGAACAUUUGGGAAAACAGGUGUAAGCAAUGGUCUUUUUUAUGAGAACCACUUGAAGUUCAUAUACCUCAAUGAUCAAUUUGUACCUUUCACACAGAAAAAUUUGACUUUUCUUUUAAAAGGCUACUACGAUAAACAAUUCCUGCAAGCUGUGUAUAAGAGUAGAAUUGUGACGUACCGUGAUCUCAAGUUGGGUUACAUCUUUGAUGGGCCUGUUUGUAUACAAUAUUACACCAAGGACCAGUUCAACCGGAUAGCCAAAGCUUUUGGCCUCAUGGAUGACUACAGAGGUGGGGUACCUCGCACAGCUUACAGAGGCAUUGUGACUUUUUAUUACAAGAAGCUAAGAGUGUACAUUGCUCCUCAUGCCAACUGGAAGGGGUACGACUUAACUUGGAGCUGACACUUGACCUACCUAUUCUUAAGUACCUAUGUAUACAAGGCAUCAUGUUUUGCACUUGUCCAGAGGAAAUGAAGAGCAUCUUGGACUAGAAUAUAGUUCCUGGAAAAAGUCUUGAUGCAUCUACUUUGUUUUCAGUCGAGUGAGGUUUAAAGAUAACAAUAGAGUGUGGCAAAGCUUUACUUGCAGCUUCUGGUUUACGGACAGUU